UGUGUGUGCUCGGGGCAGAGCCGGGAGGGGCCGGUGACAAGGCGGAGGUCGGGGGGACACGCCGCCCUCCCCGGCAGCAGGAGGGGCUGCUCCGGCUGCGGGACCCCCGGCUCGCCCCUCCCCAUCCUCGGCAGCCGAGGGCAGCUCCUUUUUGUGCGGGGAAGAGAAAACACCCCCCCCCCCCAUCCAGGGAGCGGUGCGUGCCCCGCAGCCGCCAGCCCGUGCGGGGCCGCCCGCAGAGGGAGCGGAGGCUUCACCGCAAAGGGUUAAGGCAGGGCUGCAGGGUGCUCCAGGCUGGAGUCCUGUGUGCGCCUCUGAGAUGCACCAGCCAAUCCCGGAGACAGCAGCGUGAACUAGAUGUGGCAUGCUGUAAGAAGGGAGGUGAGGAAAAUAGGGUGUAAACUGUCACCGCGCACCGCGAGGCGGACCUGCUUCUUGGGCUGCGAUUUCUUGGAGACUUAGAGAGCAUCAUGCAUUUAAAAAGGUGUUGAGGGAAAGCUAAGAGAAUGAAGGCUCUAAAUCCCCAGUGGAAGCAUGAUAUGGCGAUGCAGUGCUGGUGCUGAAUUGUUCUCUCUGAUGGCUCUAUGGGAGUGGAUAGCACUGAGUCUUCAUUGCUGGGUUUUAGCAGUUGCUGCUGUCUCGGAUCAGCAUGCCACAAGCCCCUUCGACUGGCUCCUCUCUGAUAAGGGACCCUUCCAUCGCUCACAGGAAUACACUGAUUUUGUGGACAGAAGCCGACAGGGAUUUAGCACAAGAUACAAGAUUUACAGAGAGUUUGGCCGCUGGAAAGUAAACAAUCUUGCUGUGGAGAGAAGAAAUUUCCUUGGCUCCCCACUGCCACUCGCCCCCGAGUUCUUCCGCAACAUAAGGCUGCUGGGACGGCGCCCGACCCUUCAACAGAUCACAGAAAACCUGAUCAAGAAAUAUGGGACACAUUUCCUGCUCUCAGCUACCCUGGGAGGAGAGGAGUCACUCACAAUUUUUGUGGACAAACGGAAGCUGAGCAAGAGGUCAGAAGGGAGCGACCCCAGCGCCAACAGCUCUGUGGUGACCCUGGAGACCCUGCACCAGCUGGCAGCCUCCUACUUCAUCGACAGGGACAGCACCCUGCGCCGGCUGCACCACAUCCAGAUCGCCUCCACCGCCAUCAAGGUGACAGAGACACGGACGGGUCCCCUCGGCUGCAGUAACUAUGACAACCUAGAUUCUGUCAGCUCUGUUCUGGUUCAGAGUCCUGAAAAUAAGAUUCAGUUGCAAGGUCUUCAGGUCAUCCUUCCUGAGUACCUGCAAGAGCACUUUGUGCAGGCAGCUCUGAGCUACAUUGCCUGCAAUUCGGAGGGGGAGUUCAUCUGCAAGGACAAUGACUGCUGGUGUCAGUGUGGCCCCAAAUUCCCCGAGUGCAACUGUCCCUACAUGGACAUUCAAGCCAUGGAAGAGAACCUGCUCCGCAUAAGUGAGACUUGGAAUGCAUACAACAGUGAAUUUGAAGAAUCUGACGAAUUCAAAUUAUUUAUGAAGAGGCUGCCUAUGAAUUAUUUCCUUAACACAUCUGCUGUGAUGCAUUUGUGGACAAUGGAUUCUAAUUUCCAACGCCGCUACGAGCAGCUGGAGAGCAGCAUGAAGCAACUCUUCCUCAAGGCCCAGAGAACGGUGCACAAACUCUUCAGCCUCAGCAAGAGGUGCCACAAACAACCCCUCAUCCGCAUGCCAAGGCAGAGGUCUUCCAACUACUGGCUGAACCGCAUCCAGUCGUUCCUGUACUGCAACGAGAACGGGCUCCUGGGGAGCUUUUCCGAGGAGACCCACACGUGCACGUGCCCCAACGACCAGGUGGCGUGCCACGGCUCGCUGCCCUGCACGCUGGGCGAUGGCCCCGCCUGCCUGAGCUGCGCGCCCGACAACCGCACGCGCUGCGGGAGCUGCAACGCCGGCUACAUGCUGAGCCAGGGCCUCUGCAAGCCCGAGGUGGCCGACUCCACCGAGCACUACAUCGGCUUCGAGACGGACCUGCAGGACCUGGAGAUGAAGUAUUUGCUGCAGAAGACGGACCGGCGGAUCGAGGUGCACGCCAUUUUCAUCAGCAACGACAUGCGCCUCAACAGCUGGUUCGACCCCUCGUGGCGCAAGAGGAUGCUCCUGACUCUCAAGAGCAACAAGUACAAGUCCAGCCUGGUCCAUAUGAUACUGGGCCUCUCUCUGCAAAUUUGCCUGACUAAGAACAGCACCUUAGAGCCCGUCCUUGCUGUUUAUAUCAACCCUUUUGGGGGCAGCCACUCUGAGAGCUGGUUUAUGCCUGUGAAUGAAAAUAAUUUCCCAGACUGGGAGCGGACUAAGCUGGACUUACCCCUUCAGUGCUAUAACUGGACGCUGACUCUGGGCAACAAGUGGAAGACAUUUUUUGAAACUGUGCACAUCUAUUUGAGGAGUCGAAUAAAGUCGAACGGUCCAAAUGGCAACGAGAGCAUCUACUACGAACCCCUGGAAUUUAUUGAUCCCUCAAGAAAUCUGGGCUACAUGAAAAUCAACAACAUCCAAGUGUUUGGCUACAGCAUGCACUUCGACCCGGAAGCAAUCCGAGACUUGAUUUUGCAGCUGGACUACCCCUACACUCAGGGCUCACAGGACUCAGCACUUUUGCAGCUGUUGGAGAUUCGGGACCGUGUAAAUAAACUCUCUCCACCCGGCCAACGUCGUCUGGACCUCUUCUCUUGCUUGCUCCGUCAUAGACUCAAACUGUCUACCAGUGAAGUGGUGAGGAUCCAAUCUGCUUUGCAGGCCUUUAAUGCCAAAUUGCCAAACACAGUGGAUUAUGACACAACCAAAUUAUGUAGUUAACCAUAAAUGUGAAGCACAACACGAAACUUUGAAGGAGUUUUUACAGUGCUUUUGUGGAACAGUUUAUGUUUGGAAGAGUAAAUUUAAAUUGUCUUUUCAAUAUCUGUCUUAUAUCAGUCAAUACUGUUGGAUGGCAAUUUACACACAUGAACUUGCUGACAAUGAAUAUAUUAUACCUGCAGUUUUGGUUUAUGAAUGAAAUAAAUACUGACACCAGUCUAGAAGACAUUCUACUUUUUACAAUAAAUUUCAUUUGUAAUUUUAUAUGUUCCGUGGCAAUGCUUUUGUGCAUUACAUCCUCUAGAGGGAACAUAGAAGGAGACCAAUAAAAUUUUGUAGCUGAACAGUUAUUACAAAGAAA
Messenger RNA from Passer domesticus (house sparrow), 3196 nucleotides. RefSeq names its product BMP/retinoic acid inducible neural specific 3 (gene BRINP3). The record is from RefSeq and is a predicted model, not a curated record. Bases 535 to 2835 code for a protein of 766 amino acids. Gene Ontology annotation, cellular component: cytoplasm; dendrite; neuronal cell body. The transcript has 8 exons. Lineage: Eukaryota; Metazoa; Chordata; Aves; Passeriformes; Passeridae. Gene Ontology annotation, biological process: nervous system development; negative regulation of mitotic cell cycle; positive regulation of neuron differentiation.